Leguminivora glycinivorella is the source of this 2584-nucleotide messenger RNA. It is a transcript of the gene vn, whose product is annotated as protein vein. Gene Ontology annotation, biological process: axon guidance; cell adhesion. Gene Ontology annotation, cellular component: plasma membrane. The record is from RefSeq and is a predicted model, not a curated record. The transcript has 6 exons. Lineage: Eukaryota; Metazoa; Arthropoda; Insecta; Lepidoptera; Tortricidae. Gene Ontology annotation, molecular function: protein binding. The coding region runs from base 56 to 970 and encodes 304 amino acids.
GCCGCCCGCCGAGAGGCACACACGCGUCCAGUGGACGAGUUGCGGCGAUGGCGCGAUGAAUUGCGCUCGCGCGGCGUACUGGGCCCUCCUCUGCCUCGCCGCUAGCGCCCUAGCCGCGCCAAGACGCCUCUACUGCGAGCGCGCCGACGUCGCCUGGCGGGCCUACCGUGCGCCCGCGGCCUUCGAGGCUCGCAUCCAGUCCUUGUCCAAAGACGCCGCCACCGUCCAGAUCAAGCGCGUGCUCCGGCAUCAAGGACACUGGCCGCGGGAGGAUUCCAUCUUGCGCCUGAAGCUCCCGCCGAGGGACCCUCGCGAGUGCACGGGCCGGUUUGAAGUCCCUUUGAAGAAUAGGAGGAACUACAUAGUCUUUGCCGAGAGACACGGACACCAGGCCGUGGCGCUGGGCCCGCCGCUGAAGAGGACCGGCAAGCUGCUGCGGAGGAUCCGGGCAGUCUACAAGCCGGGAUACAGUAGUCCAGCAAGAGUGGAACCAAUGCAAUCGGUGCGAACGACCCGCGGGAGCCGCGUGCGGCUAGAGUGCCGCGCGAGCGCGCGACCGCCGCCGCGCAUCACGUGGUUUAAGGACGGCCGGCCCGUCGCCGAUAUUGCGCUUAGGAGAUUCCGGGUGCAGAACUUUAGGAGGCGCUCAGUGCUAGUAAUAAGGCACGCUCGGCGCGAGGACACGGCCACCUAUGAGUGUAGAGCCCAGGGCGCCGUGGGGCCGCCGGCUGUGGCCGCGGCUAACGUCAGCGUCAUGCUGCCAGUUACGGCGACGCCAGACACGACGACAUUGGGAGCCCCAUGUCCGAUGCCUGACCCGUCUUCGUACUGCCUCAAUGGAGGCACUUGCCUAUACUUUCAGCUUGUACAAGAACAGGCUUGCAAAUGCCCUGAAGGUUUCAACGGUCAGCGCUGCGAAAACAAGGAUAUAACAAAUAGCAGCAAUAUGAACGAGCCUGUGUGGAGGUGAACGGCAGACCUACGAGACGACUGAGACUACGACUGAUAUGAAUACUAUACUGGAAACUUAAAUGAUAAGGCCGUGGACUAAACGCACCCGACACGCGCUGGUCGGUUCAAAUGUAUACACUUGUAUGGAGCUGUUCCAGACAGCAGCGCCGCCGUCCACUUGCCGCGCCGUCCGUCGCGCUCGUGCGUUCAUUCCCCGGACAGAAAGCUGAUGCGUUGUAAAAUAGAAAAUAUGUAUAAUUAAGCAUAAUAAAGUAAUUAUAUGUAGGCAUCUACUGAAUAUGUAAUUCAAAUACACAAAACAAGUUUUUUAUAUGAAAACGCGUACAUUUAAAGAUAAAUAUACCUCUGAUGUUUGGCCUUCGAACGUCAAAUUUUAAGACUGGCACAGUCAAUAGCUCCAGUAUAGUAUACCUAGCAUCAGUAACUGACACGACGCGAAACCGAUUAGAUAUCGAUACGAUUGUAAAUCAUUCCUUCUAUUUAUUGCGAGUGUAGUAAAAGAUGCUUCGAAAGAAAUCGCGGUAGCUAUGCAGUUUAGUAUAUACAUGUUAUUAUGCCGGUUUUAUGAUGCCUAAUCGGAACAUUGAGUUUUAAAUCAGUCUAAUAAUAAGUUUUUAAAAUUGAAGGUGCUAAGCGAAUGGGAGAUGACGACAGGGACGUCAGAGCGUUCUCAAAUGUCUCUUUUACAUGCCCAGUUUCUUGUACAGCUAGUUCAUAAAUAUGUGCACAUUUUUUCACCUUAUUGCUACGAGUUAAGGUGAGGAAAUGUACAGAUAUUUAUGAACUCGAUUGUAAGACUGAGCGAGAAAUGCUUAAAAUCAGCGGGCGUGAAAAAGUUUGAAAACAGCUUAUAAAAAAGAUGCUGUGCUAGGGAUGGAGAGUACGUCACAUCAGGUGCCGGGUGCCGUAGCCAAAUGGCAUUUCUGCGACGCGAAACAAAAACGAUACGCCGCGAAAGGUACCUAGUCUGGCUCUUUCGCGCUAAUACGCAAGAGCAAUAGAGAUGGAUAUCUACGAGCGUUUCUUUUUGUGAGCGUUUGUGUCAUUCGGCUACGUACCCUGACCAGCAUUAUUAGACUAUACCUACCCCUUAACCGAUAGCGCUUAAAUGGCAUGCCCAAUGUACAGCACUAGGUCCAGUUUACUGAGUUCACGCUGUGUUGUACCUACUUAUGUCAGCUGCGGAUGGUUGAGCCAUCUGCAUACUUACAAAUAAGGCAAUAAAGGGUAAUUUGUCUAUGCUGUUAACUGUACUCCGAAGCCACCUUAAUGCAAAUAUGAAUGACAAGAGUCUCACUUAAUAUAGACAAUGCGAACAUUAAUGGAGUUGCUUUUAGUCCCAAAACUGGUGAUAAGUAUAGGAUUUUUUGUUUUGUUUAUUCCGAUUUCCGCCUACUUUCAACUGGCAGUACCUAUAAUUGUUGUCAAAGUAUGAAACAAUUUUAAAAUGUAACUAUUCAUUUCGAUAGCGAAUUACCUACACAGUUUACGUUUAGUCACCGGCAAUAACAUAGCACAUAACCAAAAAAUUAAAAUUUUGAAAAAAACUCCUACAUAGUGGACCGAAAUCAUGAAACAUGGCUAAGAACACUCCCGACUAAUUCAGCUUUCA